This is a messenger RNA of Siniperca chuatsi (mandarin fish), 1251 nucleotides long. RefSeq lists its product as uncharacterized. The coding region runs from base 25 to 1125 and encodes 366 amino acids. The record is from RefSeq and is a predicted model, not a curated record. The transcript is spliced from 15 exons. NCBI's taxonomy places the organism in Eukaryota, Metazoa, Chordata, Actinopteri, Centrarchiformes, Sinipercidae.
ACAGUCUCAGUAUUUAGCUUCAUCAUGGCUGGACGCCUGUUGUUUGUCAUCCUCGUGUAUUCCUUUCAUGAGAUUCAAGUACAAGGUCAAAAACCACUAAUGAGUCUUCAGCAUUUUCAUGGUGACUACGUUCUCUUUACUUGCUCUCUGCCUGGAUCUACCAAUAAUGAUACGAGAUGUAACCUGUACUUUGGAGAAGCAAGUCGUCCAGUUCUAACAACAACUAUCUGGAGGAGAGCAUCCAUAAAACCCAAACACUGGUUCUGCCAGUUUACUGUCACAACUGAUGAUUUGCUGAGACAUUUACAUUCAGUUCAACAAAGCAAUGCCAGCUGUGAUUACAGAUUGGGAAGUGAACCCAACUUUUUGUCUCCUCGUAGCGAUGGAUACAGCUUGACUGAUAUUGUGGAAAGAGAAUCAGGCAUGCCCCCCAUACAAUCAGCAUUUACUACGACCACAGAUUUGACUGUUAGCGGGCCUGGUGCUUCCACUGUUGUAACUUUUGCUACUUCCACUGUUGUAACUCCUGUGAAACCAGCGUCAGAUAUUGUGGAAAUACAGUCACACAUGACGCAGACUAAGCCAACAUUUACAAUGACCACAGAUGUUUCGGAAAUAAUGUCACACACGCCGCGGACUAUGUCGACAUUUACUGUGACUACAGGUCUGACUGUUAACAAGCCUCAUGCUUCCACUCCUGUAACUCCUGCAAAACGAACAUCAGGUCUGACUGUUGGUAGACCAAGGAUCACUGAUAUCUCUGCUUCUCUAAAACCUGAGAAACCUGCAUCAGAAACACGGAUAUGGAAGUUGUUAGUAGUUGCGGCUGGUUUUGGAGUAACUGUGGGUGUUAUCUUACUGGGAGUGGCACUUCUAUCUACCAAAAGAAGAACUGAAAGAUGUUCUUACAAGAGGACACAAGCCAGUGUCAAAGGUAAUGAUGAAACCUACAGUGUGAUCGUCUCAGUACCUGGUGCUGACUGUCCUACUGGUUCUGAGAAACUGAACAGGCAAGAGCCUCAAAAUGAGCAUUCUGACAUAUACCAUGUGUACUCCACCAUCUCUGAGGAACCACCUCCAUCAGCCCUGAAGGACGUAGUGUACAGCACCCUGCAGGCACACUGAAACACAAACUUUUUUAUAUUGUAUGUCUUUAACUUGGUGUUUGUAUGUUUUUUCUAUGUAAGCAAAGCACAGAAACUGUCUGUGUUUCGGUAGUAUUGAAAUAAAAAUAGGCAUCCUUUGAGUCCA